This is a messenger RNA of Suillus subalutaceus, 1732 nucleotides long. Its product is annotated as FMN-dependent alpha-hydroxy acid dehydrogenase. Gene Ontology annotation, molecular function: FMN binding; oxidoreductase activity. The record is from RefSeq and is a predicted model, not a curated record. The transcript is spliced from 6 exons. NCBI's taxonomy places the organism in Eukaryota, Fungi, Basidiomycota, Agaricomycetes, Boletales, Suillaceae. Bases 347 to 1639 code for a protein of 430 amino acids.
AAUACAUAGUUGCUACAACUACGUGGACAUCCGUUGGCGAAGCCUGCUGAAGUCAGUCCAACGUUCUCCGAAUCAGACGGCCCCCACGGCAAGCGGAAGAACGGGUCCACUCCGGAAAUAUAAACAUGAUUCGACAAGAAAAUAUCUCGUAAGUGGAAAAUUGGAAAUCAUGUGGUCUGCCAGGGUCUGUCCAGUGAUAACUUCUGUUAUCGGACAGAAUUGAAUACUUCUGUCAAUCCCCGUCACGUUCCUCAGCCACGUCGGCUUUUCGGGCAGGUUGAAGCUGCCUUAAAUAAGGCACCCUGACCACUCUGGUCUUCCCAGACUCUCUUAUCGCACCCCCACCAUGACAACCAUACAAUUAACUCGAUGGACGAAAUACUUUGGUGAUAUCUAUGGAAAUGCAAAGCCACCUGUUCUAGGCUCUUUCGCAGUGAAAGAGAUAGAGGACAAAUCCCGGGAGGUAAUGAAAGACCAUCUCCCGGCAUACAUGUACACGUUUGGGAGUGCGGGAACGUGCUCGACGGCCGCUGCAAAUAGGCGUGCGUUCGACCGGUGGAAAAUCGUCCCUGCAAUGCUCAAGGAUUGUACUAAUCGAAGUGUCGAAACAACGAUUUUUGGAGAGAAGUUCCACGCACCUCUUUUCGUUGCGCCCGUAGGUGUACAGGGUAUCUUGCAUGCAGACGGAGAACUCGCAACUGCAAGGGCUGCCGCUGCCUGCGGGAUCCCUUACAUUAUGAGCUCGGCAUCAUCCCGGUCGAUUGAGGAUAUUGCAAAGGCAAACGGGCCUGAUGGUCAGCGGUGGUAUCAGCUCUACUGGCCGCGCACGGAUGAGAUAACAAUAUCCCUUCUCAACCGUGCCAAAGCUGCAGGCUUCACUGCGCUCGUGAUCACGCUCGAUACCAUGCUCUUGGGUUGGCGUCCACACGACCUUGAUACUCACUACAUACCUUUCUUGUACGGUGUCGGCAUCCAGGUUGGCUUGUCCGACCCCGUGUUCAUGAAGCGCUCUGGGUACGAACCUGUGCACGAGACCACCAAGUUCCCUUUCGAGCCAGAGAAGAUCAGAAACGCGGCGUUGAACGCGGGUGAUGCGAAUGCCAAGAAGGCAAUGAAAUUGGGCAAGGACUGGCUCGCAGAAACCAACUCAGGUCUUUUCAGGUCCUGGGAGGAUCUACAAUUUAUCAAGGAUCACUGGGACGGGCCUAUCAUUUUGAAGGGAAUUCAACGAGUGUCGGAUGCGGAGAAGGCUAUUGAGAUGGGCAUUCACGGGAUCAUUGUGUCUAACCACGGUGGACGGCAGGUGGACGGUGCCAUUGGCUCCUUGGAUGCAUUAGCCAAGAUCAUGCGCUCGCCGAAGGUCCUUGGUGCGCAGACGAAAGGCGACCUGACAGUGCUAUUCGACUCUGGUAUUCGCACAGGCAGUGAUGUCAUCAAGGCAAUAGCAAUGGGUGCCCAGGGCGUCCUCAUCGCUCGUCCAUACAUGUACGGUCUUUCCAUUGCCGGACAAGCGGGAGUCGAGCAGAUUUUGAUGCAAACCGUGACUGAUAUGCAUCUCACGAUGGGUCUCUGCGGGUACAGUGAUGUUAAUGACAUCAUUGGGAAGCGGGAAGAACUUCUCGAACUCGUAGAUGAUUGAACGGCAAGCUGCAUUGCAAAUUGACACAUCAUUUGUCCUAGAAGACUGUAUUAUGGACUAUGUAUUCCAAAUGGCAUCGAGAAGUUCAUCAAA